This is a messenger RNA of Carica papaya (papaya), 657 nucleotides long. Its product is annotated as transcription factor WER-like. Lineage: Eukaryota; Viridiplantae; Streptophyta; Magnoliopsida; Brassicales; Caricaceae. The record is from RefSeq and is a predicted model, not a curated record.
AUGGAAGACGGGAAGAGUGAAUAUAAGAAAGGGUUAUGGAGCGAGGAGGAAGACAAGAUUCUGAUCGAUUACAUAACCCUGCAUGGCAAAGGCAAGUGGAGUCGCAUUGCUAAACUCACAGGAUUGAAGAGAGGCGGCAAGAGCUGCAGGUUAAGGUGGCUUAAUUAUCUAUGCCCUACUGUUAAACGUGGAGAUUUCUCUGAGGAAGAAGAAGAUCUUAUCAUUCGCCUCCAUAACCUUCUAGGAAAUAGGUGGUCUUUAAUUGCUGGCCGGGUUCCGGGGAGGACAGACAAUCAAGUGAAGAACCACUGGAACACUCGCUUGAGCAAAAGACUUGGUGUGAAGAAAGGAGCAUGCAAAACGUUGUCGUGUAAGGAAUCAAAAGAAGAGGAUCCAAAUCCGACAUCGUCUACAGCCAGUUGGAAUAAUCGUUGCCAGAAACGGAAGAUAAGCGAAGAGGGUUCUGAUCAUCAACGCUGUGAUAAUAUUAGUGGGUUCAUUAAUAUUAAUUACGCCACUAAUGAUUUAGGUAGUAAUUACCAGCAAUUUAAUGUUUGGGUCAAUACCAAUAACGAUGAUCUGAAUUUGCAAUAUACCCCUAACUUAAUUGAAUUUCCAGAUGAGUCCCCUGACUUUUUCUGGCAUGGAAUACUGUAA